GGUAAAUUGCCUACUCAAAACAUACUUAUAUUUCAGCUGGGUUAACCGGUUGAUGUAUUUUGUUUUCGGCGCUCUACUUCGGCCAGCGUGUGGGCGGUCAUCGGUUUUCACGAAUUGUACUAAGUCGGUUUUUAGCUCGAGAAGCCGUUUUCUCAGAACCCUUUCCUGUCCGUCUCUACAUCACAUUCGACUUAUGUCUGCUGGAGCAUCGAAUAGUUUUGUGCUACGUCGACAUAAUGAUAUCCACAAAAGUCCAGAGGAUCAAAGAGAGUAUCGUGGACUAGAACUAGUGAAUGGCUUGAAAGUUUUCCUUGUGUCUGAUCCCACAACAGACAAAUCAGCUGCAGCAAUGGACGUCAAUGUUGGGCAUCUAAUGGAUCCGUGGGAACUACCAGGUCUUGCGCAUUUCUGCGAGCACAUGCUAUUCCUAGGCACUGAUAAAUAUCCAUCGGAGAAUGAGUACAGCAAGUUUAUUUCUGCCAACGCUGGGAACACCAACGCUUACACCGCAGCCGAUCACACCAACUACCAUUUUGAUAUUAAACCAGAUCAGCUCCAGGGUGCCCUUGAUCGUUUUGUGCAAUUCUUUUUAGCCCCACAGUUCACUGAAAGUGCGACAGAACGGGAAAGUGAUGGUUGGAGGAAACUCCAAGUGGAAAGGUACCUUUCCAAACCUGGUCACGAUUACGGAAAAUUUGGAACCGGUAACAAGAAAACUCUGAUGGAUGACGCUCGUGAGAAGGGUAUCGAACCUCGCGAAGCAUUACUUAAAUUCCACAAAGAGUGGUAUAGCUCAAACUUGAUGUCACUUUGUAUCGUGGGUGCCGAACCGCUUGAUGAGAUGGAAGCAAGCUUGGGGACACUUGGUUUUGACGCUAUUUUGAACAAAAACGUGGAAAGUAAAGAGUGGCACGACAGUCCUUACGGAGAGGAGCAACUGAGAAAGAGGGUUGAGAUCGUUCCCAUCAAGGAUUCUCGUAGUCUCAAUAUUCGCUUUCCAAUACCCGAUCUUACGGAAGAAUAUAAAUCUAAUCCAGCACAUUAUAUAUCACAUUUGCUCGGUCAUGAAGGGAAGGGAUCUUUAUUGUCGGAGCUCAAACGGCUGGGUUGGGUUAGCUCCCUCUCGGCUGGUGAGAGUACGUUAGCGAAAGGUUUCUCUGCAUUCGACAUCCAUGUUGAUUUGAGCAUUGAUGGCCUCAAUCAUGCUGAAGAUAUUGUUGCAUUAGUUUUUUCUUACAUUGGUUUGUUAAAGCGAACAGGAGCUGAAGCAUGGGUGCAAGAAGAGUUGAAAGAGCUGGGAGAGAUCAAAUUCCGUUUCAAGGACAAGGAGAAUCCAUUGUCGUUGGCGACAAAAGUGGCUUCCGAAAUGAGGCUCGUUGCGAUGGAAGACGUCUUAGGAUGGCGCUAUCUGAUGUCGGAAUUCAAGCCUGAUCGAAUAAUGGAACUAAUGGACAUGCUAACGCCAGAAAAAAUGUUCUAUGCCGUUGUGGCAAAACAGUUUGCAGGGCAAGAGGGAAACAUCGAAGAGCCAGUGUAUGGCACAGAAAUGCGAGUGAUAGACAUCGACGAGAGCACAAUGGAGCGUUUUAGUGAAGCGCUAAAUACGCCACACCCAGCUCUGCAUAUGCCCAAUAAGAAUGAGUAUAUACCCACGAUAUUUGACCAAAAACCUAGGGAGGAUCUGAAGAGUGAACACCCACGCAUGAUCCAUGACGACGUGUGGUCUCGUGUAUGGUUUAAGCAAGAUGAUGAGUACAAGCUUCCGAAAAUGAUUACAUGGGUAGCUGUCACUGCGCCGAUAAUAGGAGCAGAUCCGCUCACGACUAUGCUGUCCUCGAUGUAUCUUUGGUGUCUGAAUGAUGCUUUAGCUGAAGAAACAUAUAACGCUGAAUUGGCUGGUCUUAAGUUCCAGCUCGAACUUACGAAUUAUGGAUUGAAUCUGAAGGUCAGUGGAUAUGAUGAAAAGCAACCCUUGUUUGUAGAGCACUUAGUGAAGCGAUUGACGACUUUCAAACCAGAUCCACUGCGCUAUGAAGUUCUCUUCGAUGCUAUCAAACGAGCGCUUGAGAAUUUUGCUCACUCACAGCCGUAUACACUUUCUCAGCACUAUGUUCAGUUAUUGCUCAGUGACAAGUUUUGGAGCAAGGAACAGUUGCUUGCGGUCUGUAAAGAUAUGACAUUGCAAGACGUAGAGAAGUUUGGGAAGGAAAUGUUCCAUGCAUUCCAUGUUGAACUUUUUGUACAUGGGAAUGCCACUGAGAAGGAAGCGCUCAGCCUUGGUGAAGUGGUGACAAAAACAUUACGGGAUAUGUCCAAGUGUCGGCCAUUGUUCAGAAACGAACAUAUGUUGUUACGUGAACAUGCGUUGGAGUACGGUAAUGCAUAUCUCUACCGUCAUUUCCAGGACACUCAUGAAGUGUCGUGUGCGGAAGUGAUAUAUCAAGCUGGCAUUCAGUCAACUAAAGAGAACUCGUUGGUGGAACUACUUGCCCAGCUUCUCAAAGAACCGGCAUUCAACCAAUUACGAACUGUGGAACAGCUAGGAUAUAUUGUCUGGACUGGGCCAAGACUUAGUUCCGGUACACUUGCUUUGCAAGUUAUAGUGCAAGGUCCCAAAAAUCCGGACUUCGUUUUGGAUCGCAUAGAAGCAUUUAUCGAGAAGAUUCGAGCUACUAUCGAGGAAAUGCCUGACGAGGAAUUCCAGCAACAAGUUGCUGGCCUUAUAACACGAUUGCUUGAAAAACCGAAGACAUUAGGAGGAAGAUCGAGAAGAUUUUGGAGCGAAAUCGAGUGCAAAAUGUAUGACUUUGAUAGAUAUGAAUCCGAAGUCGCGGUGCUGCGUGAUGUGACUAAGGAAGAGCUGCUGCAAUAUUUCGAUAGGAAAUUUGGCAAAUCUGCGCCGGAAAGGAGAAUGAUUGCUGUUUAUGUACAUGGUAAAGAUGAAUCCAAGGAUGGGAUGAUAGAAAAGAUAAGAUCGAAAAGAGAAAUCAGUUCGGAAGGGACUCAGUUGGAAGAGAUUGAAUGCAUGGAACAAUUCCGUCAAACAUUAUCGCUUUAUGGUCGUCCACGACCGAAACUGAACCUUCCACCAAUUGGUGCCGAACCUUUAGGAAAGGGUUUCGAUAAUGUGAAAGCCAAGUAAUUCCUCUGCACAUGACCAUUUUCUUCUUUACCUCUACGGUACAGUUUGCAAUUCAAUUUAUACUACCAUCUAUCCUCUUCACUUUUGACAAGCAUCCAUAGAAGAGUUAGUAGCUAUCAGUAGUCAUGAAUAUGCGGUGGAAAUGCUUUUGGUCUCGUAACCCUUCUCUAUAUCGUGAACUCAGAAAUCAUUGUUGCUAUCAUAGUUAUCGUACAUUCAUGAGACUUUCAUAGAGCAGGUUUUCACUCUUAUUUAUUGAGAGAAGAGCUUCUUCAUGCUGGACAAGAUAUUUACGGCUCACUAUUCAGCUGUCUCGUAGUCAACAAGUCAUAAAGGAUCGGAUAGCUCAAUUCAAAGUGCUUUUCAUUUCCCAGAAUACCAGUCAGUAUGUUCAUAACUUGCAGCACUUUGAGAUUAUCUGACAACUACAUUUUUCUACUAGAGACUUUUUCUUUCCAUGCUGUCAUUUCUGCGCCAAUGUUUCUCUCUAUUUUCGAGUUGAAGUUGCUAGGCUGCCAUUUUUCAGAUUUAUAGUCCUUUCAUAGUAAGUGACCAUGACGUUCUUGUCGCAGACAUUGUUGUUGUUCCAGGUUUUAUGGGGUUUGUGUGCUGAUUUGUUGAAUCUUGUCAGUUUUUGCAAUAAAAGGUAGGC
Molecule: messenger RNA, 3794 nt
Organism: Cylicocyclus nassatus
Lineage: Eukaryota; Metazoa; Nematoda; Chromadorea; Rhabditida; Strongylidae
Source: the annotation of a GenBank genome assembly